Ilex paraguariensis (yerba mate) is the source of this 1614-nucleotide messenger RNA. The record is from the annotation of a GenBank genome assembly. Lineage: Eukaryota; Viridiplantae; Streptophyta; Magnoliopsida; Aquifoliales; Aquifoliaceae.
AUGGCGGGAAAGACGGAAUUAGGGUUUCCAAAGGCAAGUGCUUGUAGUUUAAGAGAGCAAUUAGCAAGAACGACGCUGCGUCAUGUGAGAUUGCAAGGGCACAUCUAUGUUGAGCUUAGGGAAGAUGGGAAGAGAUUCAUAUUCUUCUGCACAUUGUGUCUUGCUCCAUGUUAUAGUGAUUCAGUGUUGUUUGAUCAUUUGAAAGGUAAUCUCCACACUGAAAGAUAUGCUGCUACUAAAGCUACGCUGCUGAAACCGAAUCCGUGGCCAUUUAAUGAUGGUGUACUUUUCUUCCAUAGUUCGUCUGAGUCGGACCAGCAUUUGUCCACGUCAGAAUCUAGUCAUAUUAAGCCAUUGGAUAAUAAGAGGGAUGAUGAAAAUGAUCUUGCAAUUGUUCGUUAUGUUGAAAAUUUAAAUCCCAAUAUUGAUGGACAUAUUUCACCUGAUGGGUCUGGCUGUGAAAACAGUAUUGAUUCUUUAGGGGCUGACGUGGAUUGUGAUAAAAGUUCCUGUGAUGGGGGUUUGAAUGGUAAUAGAGAGAGUCAUGAUUUGCUGAUUCCAGGUGUUUUGUGUAAAGAUGAAAUCUCAGAUUUGGCAGUGAGGUUUAUGGGUGUUGGGCAAAUUGCUGCUAGGUUCUGUGAGAAGGAUGGAGUUUCAAAUGGAAUGAGAAGAAUUUGGUGCGAGUGGCUGGGCAAGAAGAAUUCCAGUUAUGAGGGCGCCCUUAUUAUUCCAGACCAUGACUUUGCAGUUUUGACAUUUCCUUAUAACUAUGACUUAGGAAGGAAGGGGUUAAUCAAUGAUGUGAGAUAUCUGCUUACAUCUAGUUCUCAUUCGGAUUUCGAGGGACAUGGAAGUGCUAGAAAGAAAAGGAAGUCGUUUUCUGAUCCAGAAGAUAUUAGCGAGUCUAUGAGCAAUCAAUACGAUUCUUCUGGGGAGGAAUCUCAGUCAUCAAACACUGCCAGUUCAAAAUUGCAGUUGGAUGAAUAUGAUGACCAGCUUCUGAGUUCAAAAGCUAUAUUGAGCAAAACUUUGAGGAGAGAGUUGAGGCGACAGCAGCGUGUAGCAGCUGAGAGAAUGUGUGACAUCUGCCAACACAAGAUGCUUCCAGGGAAAGAUGUGGCAACACUCUUGAACAGGAAAACUGGAAAACUUGUUUGCAGUAGUAGAAAUGUGAAUGGGGCAUUUCAUGUAUUUCAUAUUUCCUGCCUAAUACACUGGAUACUUCUCUGUGAGUUGGAAAUUCGUACAAAACUGUCAGUUGGUCCUAAAAAGAAACGGAGAUCUAGGAAAAAGAGUGGGGCUAAAUGCAAUGAAGUUGGAAAGAAUGGUGAGAUAAAAGCUACAAGAAAGCAAAUUUACUCAGUUUUCUGUCCAGAGUGCCAGGGCACAGGGGUAAAUAUCGAUGGAGAUGAGCUGGAGAAACCAACUGUCCCUCUUUCUGAGAUGUUCAGAUAUAAAAUAAAAUCUAGUGAUGCCCGCAGAGCAUGGAUGAAAAGUCCUGAAGAGUUGCAGAAUUGUUCCACAGGAUUCCAUCUUCCUUCCCACUCUGAAGAAAUGUGUCAGGAAAAUGUGUUGCCACUGAAGUUGCUGCACUUCUAUCGUGCUGAUGAGUAG